GAUACUUUGAAUAUUCAGACGGUUUGGAGAUUUGUAAACAAUGCACCAGCUAAGUAACACAAAUUGAUCCUUGAUCUGUCUGAAUAUGGAAGUAGAACUUACUUUUGAUGCAGUGAAUUCUUGUAACUUUGCGAGAAAGCGGCAAGCGGCUCCGGAGAGCUGUUCAGAAACACAAUCGAAGAAGCGACCAUGUCUCGAAGACUGUUACUGGAGUUUGGAUAAAGCUUGCAAUGAGGGAUCAGAGAACAGAUCCUUAAGUUGCACAAUGCCCAUAGUUUUAACACAUCAACGACCAGAUAGUAAUUUUCCAUCGUCAUCUGACCCUUACACUACUUCAUUCACUGGACACAGCUUCAAGGACAUUAACUGUAACAUAUUGAAUCAAGAGAAUCAGUCGCAGGAAAUGGACAUUUCAUGUGAUACAACAACAACAACAAGUAGAGCACUCCAUCAGCAGACCUUUUCUGUCCCACCCAUCAUAGCUCAGUAUUAUUCAUCUUCAGCAUCCUGCUUUCGCUGCUUGAGAGGAGAAGCGGGACAUAUGAACCACCUGACCAGUUGAUCAGCAGUCUUAUGAGCAUUGACAUUGAUAUUCCCUGGAAGAUUACGCAGAACGGAAGUACGAUGAUUGUCCGGAUACGACAAAGUGGUGGCGAAGACUUCCGAAAGCUUCCGUUGAUGAUCAGGGUCCACCAUGUAACUAGUUCGAUAUAAACUCGACGUGCAAUUGUUUUCCAAUUCGGAAAAGUUUGCAGCGUUUUUCUUGUCUUUGUUUCCGAGUCAUAUUUAACCAUUCUUUGAAACUUCUCUUACUUAACCUCCGACAUCUGAUAUUACAUAUAACUGACUCCUCUCUCCGUAACCGUUACAUUCCGCUGAUAUACUAGGCGUUGUUUUACAUUACUUUGUGCUGCGUUACGUCGACGAAUUCAUGGACCUGUUAAGUAUAUUAACGAGGAUGCUGGCUGGCCAGUCCUUACAAAUUUCUCCAAAUAAAUGACACUCAUUGUGUA
Messenger RNA from Pocillopora damicornis (cauliflower coral), 1013 nucleotides. RefSeq lists its product as uncharacterized. Lineage: Eukaryota; Metazoa; Cnidaria; Anthozoa; Scleractinia; Pocilloporidae. The record is from RefSeq and is a predicted model, not a curated record.